Messenger RNA from Orbicella faveolata, 1173 nucleotides. RefSeq names its product melanocyte-stimulating hormone receptor-like. Lineage: Eukaryota; Metazoa; Cnidaria; Anthozoa; Scleractinia; Merulinidae. The record is from RefSeq and is a predicted model, not a curated record.
AUGACCGAGGUCAACAGCCUUGCAACUAACUGUUCUUUUAUGGUCGAUAAUCCCGAGCGACGACGUCAGCUAUUCGGGACUAACAUCGCGGUCAUCGUGUUGAAUUCGAUUUUUGCGUUGACGACUACCUUCCAGAACUUGCCAGUUAUUUACGCGAUUUUGAAAACGCCAUCCUUGCACAAUCCUCCCUACGUCCUCCUGUGCUCACUGGCCACGACGGAUCUCUUGGUGGGAUGCGUCAUACAACCUCUGUACAUCGCACACAAUGCCAUGCUCGUCGAUGGACUGCGCUUUUCCUGCGCGCUGUGGUAUGCCAAAGAGACCCUGUUACUCUUAUUCAUGUUUCUAUCGAUCUGUACCUUGGUGUUGAUUAGCACCGAGCGCUGGCUCGCCUUACAUUUCCACCUCAGAUAUCGUGAAAUUGUCACGAUGUCUCGAACGCUCUCGUCGAUUGGGUCAACUUGGUUCUUUUGCACGGCGUCCGUCAUCGCCUGGCCGUUAGGUCUUAAUAUGUACAGUUUCACAAUGGUCGGCCUUAUUGUUAUUACAGCAGCCGCGCUUCUAUUGCUUUUUACGUAUAUUAAGUUAUUUCUGAUACUGCGGCGUCACAAAGCUCUCAUUGAGAGUCAAGCCAAGCUGCAACCCCAAUCUGUGAACUUACGAAAACAUAGAAAGUCGUCGGCCACCAUGCUGUACCUGGUGAUGUUGUUUUUCAUAUUCUACUCACCUACUUUUUACGCCAUGAUUCAUUACUUGGAAUCAGACUCUGAUUUCAGCAGCGUUAAUCAGACCAUUUUGUGGGAAGUUGCAAAAACAGUGGCGUUGAUAAACGCCUCGGUAAAUCCGAUCAUGUAUUACUGGAAAAUGCGGGAACUUCGACGCGCCAUGCGAAACGUAUUCGGUUUUUCCUCAGCAACGCGGGUUCACGUCGGAGAUGUCAUAACGCCCGGAUCGGGAAGCAUGGACAAUGACUUCAGAAGCAGGAACGAACAACAGCGCCAAGGGUCUUUCUCGGUGAGACCGCGGGGAAGCUUGUCCAACGUGGGGCCUGCCAGGUCUGAUAUACACCAAGAUCAGGUAACAGAAUCGACAACAGAAGCGAAGCCGCAGCAGGAAAAAAAGUUGUUCCUUUUGCCGAGAUUUCUGGAGCCUGGUCCGAGUUUUCGAGGAUAA